GCCGGCAGGCGGAGUGAACGCCUGUGUAGGCGUCUUGUUUUAUUAGAUUUAUCCAAGGCAUUUGACAGUGUCAGUCAUUCGAUUUUAUUACACAAAUUGAGUUGUAUCGGUGCUUCACCCGAAGCUGUUAAAUGGUUCCAAGACUAUUUAACAGGCAGAUCCCAAUACGUGCGCAUUGGAUCCACCAAGUCAUCAGCUCGCCCGAUAACCCAUGGCGUUCCACAAGGUGCAAUACUAUCACCACUUCUGUAUUGCAUCUAUAUUAAUGAUCUGCCAGGGAGCAUACAAUCGUGUAACCUUGAUUCAUACGUAGACGACUCAAAGCUUUACAAAUCAUUCUGCAUCUACGACUUGGAACAGACAACUAUCAAUUUAGAGGCAGAUCUACAAAUAGCAGCCAAGUGGUGUUUGGAGCACCAAUUACUGAUCAAUCCAGAAAAAACUAAAUUCCUUUUAGUCGGUUCAAGACCCAUGCUGCAGAAUGUACCUACAGAAAUAUCGCUAACAUUUUUAGGAAAGACUAUAAGACCUGUUUUAUUAGCUAAAGAUUUGGGUAUCAAUUUGGAUUUGUACCUAUCCUACGACGACCACAUAUCUAAACUCGUUUCGUCGUGUAUGAGAAAACUAUGUCAAAUAAAUCGCGUGAAGGAUAGUUUCGAUAAUGAAACAUUAAAAUUGGUCAUUGAGACACUUGUAAUUAACAAGCUUAUGUACUGCUCUACGGUGUGGUCCAACACGUCAUCUAACAAUAUCAAUAAACUUCAAUCAGUGCAGAACUUCGCGUGCAGAGUUAUAUCAGGG
Molecule: messenger RNA, 801 nt
Organism: Paramuricea clavata
Lineage: Eukaryota; Metazoa; Cnidaria; Anthozoa; Malacalcyonacea; Plexauridae
Source: the annotation of a GenBank genome assembly